AUGGACGUCGUUGGGCUUCUCAUCCUCACCGCGAUUCCUACCGUGACUGGUGUUUGCCAGGCCGUCCAUGGCCAAAGGGAACACAAGCAGAGGGAGAAAGAUGCUAGGCGCAUGCAAAAGUUCUAUAUCGACGUGUAUUGUGAAGCCCAGAGUUCGCGCACGCGCGAGAUUCAUGAGAAACGACUUGUCCUAAAAGAUGGCCGGGUGUGGAUUGGACCACAUGAAGCCCUAAAUCCUUGCGAGGAUGGAUAUGUCAUCGAGGCGUUCUACAUUGAAUAUCCGGAUAACGAAAGAGUCCCUGUGCCCCUUGGGCUGGUCAGUCAAGUCCAAGAAGACCCGCCGUUGUUGAACUGGAUCUACGUGGACAAAGACACGAUGGAGUUGAAAUACGGUAACAAGUCAGCCAGCAUAGAGCACCACGUCGGGCCGUGGGACUGGACGGAGGACGAGGAGGGCAUAACUUUCGAUGAGACCGAGGCCUUUACAGCUGUGGAAGAUCCAGCCACCCGAAAAUGGCAGCUAUACUACGACAUGGAUGACGACGGGUUGAGUCGGUUUGUGCCAAAGGGCAGGCGCAAGUUCCAGAUCAGCUUGGAAAGGACGUUGAUACCCGGCGCAGAAGGCGGCAAAUAG
Messenger RNA from Cladophialophora yegresii CBS 114405, 633 nucleotides. RefSeq lists its product as uncharacterized. The transcript has 2 exons. The record is from RefSeq and is a predicted model, not a curated record. The coding region runs from base 1 to 633 and encodes 210 amino acids. Lineage: Eukaryota; Fungi; Ascomycota; Eurotiomycetes; Chaetothyriales; Herpotrichiellaceae.